This is a messenger RNA of Castor canadensis (American beaver), 966 nucleotides long. RefSeq names its product olfactory receptor 4A15-like. Gene Ontology annotation, molecular function: G protein-coupled receptor activity; olfactory receptor activity. Gene Ontology annotation, biological process: G protein-coupled receptor signaling pathway. Lineage: Eukaryota; Metazoa; Chordata; Mammalia; Rodentia; Castoridae. The record is from RefSeq and is a predicted model, not a curated record. Gene Ontology annotation, cellular component: membrane.
UCAGAAGAACACAUGGAAAAUCAGAACAAUGUGACUGAGUUUAUUCUCCUGGGUCUCACUCAGAAUCCUAAGGGGCAAAAACUUCUGUUUGUGACUUUCUUACUCAUCUACAUUGUGACAGUAAUGGGAAACCUUCUCAUCAUGGUGACAAUCAUGGCCAGCCAGUCCCUGGACUCCCCCAUGUACUUUUUUCUGGCUUAUUUGUCAUUUAUAGAUACAGUUUAUUCGACUACCAUUGCUCCCAAAAUGAUUGUAGACUUGCUCUAUGAGAAAAAGACCAUUUCUUUCCGUGCUUGUAUGACUCAAGUUUUUAUAGAUCAUUUGUUUGCUGGUGCCGAAGUCAUUCUUCUGUUAGUGAUGGCCUAUGACCGAUACGUGGCCAUCUGUAAACCUCUUCAUUAUUUAACCAUCAUGAACAAACGGGUAUGUGUUCUUAUGCUGUUAGUGGCCUGGACUGGAGGCUUUUUUCACUCUCUAGUUCAAUUGCUCUUUAUUUAUCACCUCCCUUUCUGUGGUCCCAAUGUCAUUGAUAAUUUUGUGUGUGAUAUGUAUCCAUUACUGAAACUUGCUUGCACUAAUACAUAUCUCAUUGGACUUUGUAUGAUAGCCAAUGGUGGAGCAAUUUGUACUGUUACUUUCUUAAUUCUCCUAGUUUCUUAUGGGGUCAUAUUAAGUUCCCUUAAGGCUCAUGGUUUGGAAGGGAAACGUAAAGCCUUCUAUACCUGUGCAUGCCAUAUCACCGUGGUCAUUUUAUUCUUUGUCCCCUGUAUCUUCCUCUACGCAAGACCCAAUUCCACCUUUCCCAUUGAUAAAUCCAUGACUGUGUUUUUAACGUUCAUAACUCCCAUGUUGAACCCUUUAAUCUACACACUGAGGAAUACUGAGGUGAAAAAUGCCAUGAGGAAACUGUGGAGUAAAAAAGUGACUUCAGUUGGAAGAGAGCUGCAGUCCUCAUGCAGAACAUGA